AUGCAGUUCGUCUUGCUUGUUGGUGACUCCCACCUUCGGCCCAUCGCGGACGGGUUGGUGGGACUGCCAGACCGACGUCUGUCCUGUGGCGUCCUGUCUGUCCCUGGGGCGUCGGCACUUGAGUUGCGUACUGAGGUGCUGAAUGCUGUACUGCCUCGCUCACCCGCGGCAGUCUGCAUAUUGGCACCCAGUAACGACUUGAGCGCCAGCGGGACCGUCAAUCAGGCAGGGGUCGCGUUUGGUAAGCUCCUGCUGACUGCCUGUUCUACCUGGCCCAACGUGUGUGUUUUGGACUUCCCUCGCCGUCUCACCGUAGAGCUGGACCUCCAGGAGCUUCUGAGCCAGGAAUACCACCGUGUGGCUGCACGUAUGGGUGUCAGGUACGUCUCUGCCACCCACUACUUUCCGCUGACACAACUGGACCUGUGGUGUUCUGACGGUGUCCAUCUCAGCAAGGAGGGCGGGAUGGAGAGGCUUGCGGAGUUGCUGUGGUGGACCCUCCACCACCAGCUGGAGCCCACAGUCCCGAGGGUCCAGACGCCUCCGAGGAUGUCGCCUCCUGCCAGACGUGUCGUCCCGAGGGCCCAGACUUCUCCCAGGACGUCGCCUCCUGCCAGACGUGUCGUCCCGAGGGCCCAGACUUCUCCCAGGACGUCGCCUCCUGUCAGACGUGUCGUCCCGAGGACCCAGACUUCUCCCAGGACGUCGCCUCCUGCCAAACGUGUCUCACCAAAACGGGUUGUGAAGGACGUGGUCACCGCGCCACGUCCAUCCAGCCCUUUGGAGCAGACACGUGUUCUGUCUUCACAGGUGGACGUGGGGGUGGAUUCGAUCCCGCUAAAUCCUGUGUGGUUUAGUCCGGCGAUCCUGGAUGUGAUGGAGAAUGCCGUUCCGGCCCACCUUCCCAGCGCUGUGGAGAGCGCAGCUCGUCCGGACGGCAGGAAGCAGAAGUCGACCGUGGAGCGCCGAGACAGAGGACCCUCCAAGAGGACCCGGGAGAAGCAGCAGGUGGAGGCACCAGCCGUGGAGGUGUCCUCCAAGCCAGCGCCUUGCAGUCCUAGGAGAGUGGUGGUGGAGCCUGGUGCGUCUGACCCUGCCCAGCCCCAGGAGUCCACCUUCCAGGAACGUCCCAGCCAGGAUCCUGCCGUUGGUCCGAGCCAUCGCACUCAAUCCGUGAGGGCGUCGCAUUCUCAGAAGGACGGGAGGUAUGGAACCUUUUCUCGCAAUCACCAGUGUACCUGCAUGGCUCUGACCUUUCUCGCCUACCACCAGGAGGGGGUGGAUUUUGACAUGGUCUCACUUGAUAGAGUGCUUGAACAGGGGAAUGCACUCUAUGUAGGUAUCAAAGAACAGUUGAAGGCGGACAAAAGGUUCAAAAGCAACCACUUGACCAUAGAGGAGAUGCCGAAACAGGUUUUCACCGAUUCGGAUACCUACAAUGUUCAGUUGGACAUGUCGGACUUGAGGGUUGGUUUCUUGAAGGCUGUAGACGGCAGCCCUCGAAGCAGGAGAGGACUGUGCCUUCGUGAACAGCUGAAGAGCCUCUCUGAAGGUGUCAACCUUGCUUUUCUCAUUGUCAUGCCUGAGUGCAUUGCAGUGUUCCGUGACCGGUCCGGACGCUACGGGUUUUUUGAUUCCCACUCAAGGUUCUACGUGGACUGGUUUCAGAGGUAG
Messenger RNA from Cololabis saira (Pacific saury), 1674 nucleotides. RefSeq lists its product as uncharacterized. The transcript is spliced from 8 exons. The coding region runs from base 1 to 1674 and encodes 557 amino acids. The record is from RefSeq and is a predicted model, not a curated record. NCBI's taxonomy places the organism in Eukaryota, Metazoa, Chordata, Actinopteri, Beloniformes, Belonidae.